Molecule: messenger RNA, 3855 nt
Organism: Nomia melanderi (Alkali bee)
Lineage: Eukaryota; Metazoa; Arthropoda; Insecta; Hymenoptera; Halictidae
Gene: Rtnl1
Product: reticulon
Cellular component (GO): axon; endoplasmic reticulum membrane
Source: RefSeq, a predicted model, not a curated record
UACGCACACCCUGCGAAUUAUUCUGUCAUGGAACGUGUUUCAGAAUUGAAUCCACCCGUUGACCAGUGAACGUUCUUGCCGAAUAACUGUACAUUAUUUAUGACUGUUCCGAUAAAGGAUUGUGCGGCAUCCUACAACAAGUGAGAAAAUUUAUAGUGAAAACUAGACUUUUACACCUUUAAUUUUGAAUUUCUCAAAAAAAAGUGAAACUACAGAACAAGUGAUUGUAAGUGAACGAUACGACGAUAACAUUAUUGUGGGGAAGCAAACGUGUAAACACUGCAACGAACGCUGAACGGCAUAGAAAUUAAAAAAGAGUUUAAAAUAUUCAAUUCGGAGAUCCUGUGAAAAUUUGAGGAUAUUGCAAACGCUAUAAGAAAAGUUAAAUUCUAUGACAGGAUAAUCGACUCCUCGCGCGUAGCAAAGAUGGCCGAGUUGAAGGAGCAACCAAUCAGAAGAGAGCACGAUUCGAUGGACGAUUUUGAGCAUCUCGAGCAUGUCCAGGAUGGACAAUCGAGUCAAAUCGAAACUCAUAUCGAAAAAGUACAAAGUGCUCUGGAACCGAACAUGAAUACGGAAAAAGACAUGAUUAGCUUUUCCCCUAAUCAAUCGUCAAGCGAGCCGGAAGACUCUAAGACGGCAACAGCGUUACUAUUGGAGUCUGAAAAAGCUAGACCGGUCGAGGAAUGUAAAUUUGAGGUUAGAUCGAAAGAACCGGAAUCUGAUUUAGAAACACAGUUAGAAAUUACGAAUACCGAACCAGUUUUCAGAAAAGAGGAGGAAAAGCUCCAAACAGAAACGAAAGAAGAAGGAAAUAAAGAAAUUGUUAAAAGUGCUAACCACGAACCAGAGAUCGUUUCUGCCGGUGAAAAGAAACCGGACGACUCGUGGAAUGUUGUAGAAAAGCCUGAACUUGUUUCAGAGAAACCUGAAUCCGUUUUAGAGAAGCCUGCCUCUACUGUCGAGAAAGUUCAAACUAUUUCGAAAGAAGAGAAAAAGGUAGACAGCGCGAAUGAAUAUCUGCUUAUCGAUACAGAAAAGAAGGAACAAACCAGCGCACCGGAGACCGGCGAAUCCGAAUUCGAAUCUGAGGUGGAAGCGUCGCCGGUAAAGAGUUAUAAGCCAGUAAAACAGGAGGUGAAAAGAGAAAGAAUCGAAGAAAUUGAAAUCACGUCAAAAGAAAGAUUUCCCAGUAUCGGUAUCGACGCAUGGUUUAAUCCUGAGAGACUGAAUCCGAAAGUCGCAGAUUUAAUCUACUGGCGCGACCCAAAGAAGUCAGGCCCUGUUUUUGGAUGCAUACUUGGUGUGCUCCUCUCGCUGGCCUAUUUCAGUCUGAUCAGCGUCCUCGCUUAUAUAUCUCUCCUCGUUCUCACCGGCACCGUCGCGUUCAGGAUCUACAAGACCGUCUUUCAAGCGAUCCAGAAGACAUCCGAUGGGCAUCCUUUCAAGGACAUUUUGCAGCUGGACUUGACAGUGCCAGCGGAAAAGGUGCACGAAGUUGCGGACGUAGCCGUUGCACACGCAAAUGCGGCGGUCAGUGAACUUCGCAGGCUCUUUCUCGUCGAAGAUUUCGUCGAUUCGUUGAAAUUCGGCGUCCUUCUCUGGUGCCUCACCUACGUAGGUUCUUGGUUCAAUGGCAUGACUUUGAUAAUCAUUGGAGUAGUUGCCCUUUUCACGCUACCAAAGGUGUAUGAGACGAACAAGGCACAAAUCGAUCAGAAUUUGGCCUUGGUCUACGGCAACAUCAACGAGCUCACCGCAAAGGUGAAAGCCGCGAUACCGCUUGGUAAGAAAGAACCAGCGAAGGAAGAGUAAAUUGUAGAAUACCUGUACCACCACCACGCGGGGGCAAAGAGUUUUAGCAAAUUUGUCGGGCAACUGAAGAAUCCAAGAAUCCAAGAAUCCACGUGUAGAAUAGCCAUGGGUCAGAGAAUGAACGAUACAAACGAUCCGAAAUGGUCGCGUAAACAAACACAUCGGCGAAAAAACUACGAUAAACUCGGGAAGUCGCGGUCAGAGAGAUGGGCUGAUAGUAGACAGAGAAACAGAGGAGAAGGAGAGACCGAGAGAUGGAAAGAAAGAAACAGGGAGAGAGUGUGUGCGUGAAAGAGAGAGAAAGAGGGUGAGAGGAUAGAGAAAGGGAGGAAGGGGGAUGGGGCAAGAUUCGUAACAGUCGGAACGAAACAUAUACAAACUGGUAAGAAAAGAAGGACAACAGGAAAUGAAGAUCGGUUUAUCGUUAUUGCGGAUGGAAGAGGAUUCACCCGUAUACGGAGGUCUCUUCUUCACGGUUAAACAGCGACGGCUGGAUUUCAUUGUCCGACGGAUAUCCCGUAAACGCGAGUUUUCCUUUUUCGGAUUUGCACGGUGUCCCUGUUGAUGGAAAUAAAAACGGAAAGAAGUAACAGUUUAGCGAUUAUGUUAAUUCGUUGCGACACGAGCGAAAUGAUAGAGUUCUUUAUACUCUAUACCACAAUUCUCUACGAACCAUGAACGGUGCAAUGUGUGCGCGCGCGCGUGUGUGUUUCUCUGUGUGCGUGUGCGUGUGUCUGUUUAUCUGUGCGACUGUACGUGCGUGCGUGACUGCGUACGCGUGUAUGCACUAGGAGUUUACCAGGUUUUUUCCUCAUUUAUUUUCAAAUUUUAUUUUCUCUCCCAUCUCCCACACCACGGCUCAAAUUGAUUUUCCUUUUUGAAAUGUAGGUUGAUAUGCGAUUCCAUCCAAUGUUCCGCAGUUAUUGAGAAUUUAAGUUUACGAUUUAAUUAAUGCGUUUCACGAGAAACGUGGCGACAAUUUUCCGUUGGAAAGAUGACUAUUGGUGCUUACUUAUUUUAUUUAUUUUUGUUUUCGUUUAUAUUUGGUAAGGACAAGGAAUUCAUACAUUUCACCUACAAGGGAAAUGGGUUAAAAUGUUACACAAGCUUAUGGAGGUAUGUAACGAUAUGUUUCGUUAAGAAGGCAAUGAAUAUUUUUAGCUUUUUCGAUUAAUUUUGUUGUUAUUAGGAAUCUAAAUAAUUUCUGUUACGGGAAACUGGUUUAAAAAUCAUUGUUUUAAUGACUUGUUCAAAUGCAAUUUCCUAAGCUCAAACUAUUUCAAAACCGUGUACGCUUUUGGCAUAUGGUUUUUUUUAUAAGAUUGCAUUUAGGGUAAGUGACUUUAUGAAUGUUUAUCGUUUUCUACCUUAGCUUAGAUCAGUUUCCUGAAUUCUUUAAGUCGAACACUAUCACUUGGUACGCGAUGCGAAUAGACGACAUACUUUUUUAUUUGUUUGUGCCGUGGACGGCGAUUAAAGUUGAGCGGAAAUUGAGAUUUAUUCAAUAAACGAAUCGAACAUUUCGAACAAAGCAUCUCAUUUUUUCAAGCAGUAUCGGUGUCAUUGGAAUAAUAAUUAUAGAUAUUGUUGAGUAUUCGAAUGCGAAUGCGAAAUAUUACGGCUUGACACAAAUCAGCCACAAUGAAGAUAAUCUGAAAAUGACUUUUGCUUUUCUAGCUGCUUUUUAAUCGUUUUUUCGUGUCAUCUUUCCAACGCUAUUUUUAGAAAUCAAUUAUUUCUCGCGUUGUAUGGUAUACGAAAUAUUGUUUUCGUUCACAGAAUGUAAAAAAUCUUCGCCAUCGAAGUCAUAUGAAUUAUUAAAGAAUGGACACAAUCGAAAAGCAUAGAUUACACAUGAUUUUUUAAUUAACUGUUAAAUCGUAUGGUUCCUGAUUUUUUCAUUAACAACCAUUACUUUGUAAGUCCGAGCAACAGAGAAGUCGAUGAAAGACAAAAAUAAUGAAAUGCGAUCAUUUGUGAGUACAUUGUACGUGGUUAUCGCGAGACGUAUUAAUUAAAAAAAAAACCCUUUUUUUCUUC